ACGUAUGUCCUCCUUCACAUCAUCAUCUCAUUCUAAAGGCUGUCAUCAACUUCUGAAUAAGCUAGUGUUGUUUAAAAAACAAUGGCCGCAUCGAACUAUUCCCUGAAGGUCAACCGAGAUCUCCUGGACCCAAACUUUGAAAGUUACAGGCUAUCUCUGGACGCAAUACCGACGUACAACGUGGAGCUGGAUGCAGCUGUGGAGGAAGUGAAGCUGAAGGAUACUCAGUACACCCUGGAACACAUGAGGGCCUUUGGCAUGUACAACUACCUCCACUUGGACCCUUGGUAUGAGGAUAGUGUUCUGUUUGUGGACUGCAAAGGACGGGUUCUCAGUCUCACUGUCACACUGGACACCGCCCUGGGGAAGCCAAGAGAGGUUUACCGUUUAACCGAAGAGUCCAGAGAGAGUGAGGAUCAUCUGUGUGCAUCACUCAGCCUCACCUCAGCAACCUGGGCGGCUCUCAGUGACGGUGCAGGGCGACUUUACCUUCUCCGCACUGGCAAGAGGGGUGACAGCUCCCAUAUGAAGUGGGAGCCACUGUUCAGUGAAAACACGGGGGAGCCUUUCACCAUCCUCCAUAGCGUCUCACAUGUCCAAGCUGGAGUCCACACCAUGGAGGUCUUGCUGCUCCGCAUCCUGAAGGACCCACAAGAAACCAAAGGGAGUGGAUACUAUGUAUCUCUGGAGUGGAUCACUGUGGCCAACACUGCAGGACAUGGUCAGGAGAAGAAGUAUGAGGUGAAGAAGAGGAGGAUCCUCAGGGGGAAAUCCGUACCUCACUAUGCAGCCGUGGAGCCUCAGGGGAAGGGGCUGAUGUUGGCCUCGGAGAAACCAUUUGUCUUCACACAUGUGGACGGUGUUCCUGUGGAGGAGCCUGAUCCGGAGCCAAUGGAGGUGGAGAAGACAGAUCCCAUUUACUUCUGGCAGCAGACGGCCGAGGACAUCACUGUUUGUGUGCGGAUGCCCGAGGGUGUCACCAAAGAGGAAGUUCUGUUCAGACUGACGGCAGACAACAUCAGCAUCGGGGUUCAGGGUUUUGCUCCUUUACUGGAGGGCCAACUGUUUGCAUCUGUGGACCCUGAGGCCAGCGCUUGGAUCAUCAAAAAUGACAAAAGCCUGGAGGUGAGCCUGCAGAAGCGCAGUGAGGGGCCGAUGUGGGCGGAGCUUGUGAUGGGAGACAAGAGAGGAGAGUACGUGAUGAACGACGAGCAGGCUGCCCUCAUCCACGAGAGGCUGACACAUCUUACCUCUGAUGACUUGAAUGGAAACCCUGACAGGGACAAGCCCCCCUGUAACUCUCAGGAGCUGGAAGACUGCGACAGCUUCCCAGAGGACAGCUUCAGCCUCACACACUUUGAUGGAGAAUCCCUGAAGCCCACUCAGGUGGUGAACCUGGGCAGCCAUCAGUACCUGUUCACAGUGGAAGUGAACCCCUCUGACAUGCCGUGUCUCUGCCUCAGGCAUGACGUGGACGCUCUGCUGUGGCAGCCUCGCCCUGACCAGCCCAGUGACAUGUGGGAGCACAUCGGCACGUUCAACGCCCUCGGCUACGUCCAAGCGUCCAAAAGAGACAAAAAGUUUGCCACCUGUGCUCCCAACUUCUCCUACGCCUCCCUGUGUGAGUGUCUCCGCCGAGCUUUCAUCUACAGACAGCCAGCGCCGAUGGAAACCGUCCUGUUCAACAGGAAGCAGGGCCGACAGGUCGGGCAGGUUGCCAAGCAACAGGUUGCCAGUCUGGACUCAGAUAAAGCGAUCCUAGGCUUCAGAGCAUCCAAUGAGAGACUUUACAUCCUGACCUCCAGUAACCUGUUUGUUUUAAAGGUCAACAAUAAUUAGAUCUUGGACUCCUGUGAGCUUUAGAUAUUCAUCACAUUAACCCCUAAAGGCUCAACCAUUCCAACCAGAAGAACAAGAAGAACACAUCCUGAUGUGUAAGUUUGUGUUUCAUCCAUCUGUGUUCAGAAAUGUCUGUGUGAUCAACAGAAAGGAAUCUGCUCUGAAACCAAAUAAAUAAAUCUUCCCUGAAGGUGA
This is a messenger RNA of Cheilinus undulatus (humphead wrasse), 2034 nucleotides long. RefSeq names its product NudC domain containing 1 (gene nudcd1). Lineage: Eukaryota; Metazoa; Chordata; Actinopteri; Labriformes; Labridae. The record is from RefSeq and is a predicted model, not a curated record. The transcript is spliced from 10 exons. The coding region runs from base 82 to 1839 and encodes 585 amino acids.